Olea europaea var. sylvestris is the source of this 1291-nucleotide messenger RNA. RefSeq names its product biotin carboxyl carrier protein of acetyl-CoA carboxylase 2, chloroplastic-like. The record is from RefSeq and is a predicted model, not a curated record. NCBI's taxonomy places the organism in Eukaryota, Viridiplantae, Streptophyta, Magnoliopsida, Lamiales, Oleaceae. The transcript has 7 exons. Bases 189 to 1010 code for a protein of 273 amino acids. Gene Ontology annotation, biological process: fatty acid biosynthetic process. Gene Ontology annotation, molecular function: acetyl-CoA carboxylase activity. Gene Ontology annotation, cellular component: acetyl-CoA carboxylase complex.
GAUUUCAGUUCCCUCGUUUGUAUCGCCUCCUUGUGGCUUUCUCUUCAAUUCUAUCGCCCAUUUUCCUCUACAAAAGCCUAAAAGCUUCUCACACAUGACACAUUCUUAGCAGAUUUCAUCAGUUGCACUAAAUUGUCCAUUUCCUUUCAGCAUUUGCAUAAUAAUCGUACUGGAAUCGUCAUUCAUCAAUGGCUUCUUUUAGUGUUCCUUGUCCUAAGAUAUCCUCUCUCUUGGGCGCUUCAUUGGAGUUGGAGAACCGUCAGGAGCAUCGCCCAUGUAUCGCGUCGUUUCCUCGAUCUGAUUCUAGAUCGAAUCUGGGCCCUUUGUUUCUCCCUCAGGGAUGUAGCCGGAGCCAAUCUGAUGUUAGGGUGUGUGCACAGCUGAAUGAGGUUGUUGUUGAGAAAAUAUCAAAUUCUGCACCAGCUUUUGAGACACAAUUGGCCGAAGAAGUGGAAAACCAAUACACAGUUCCAGAUGCACCAUCCAUUUCAGCAUUCAUGACCCAAGUGGCGGAUCUUGUCAAACUAGUAGAUUCAAAAGAUAUAAUGGAGUUGCAGCUUAAGCAAAUGGACUGUGAAGUCCUUAUAAGAAAAAAGGAGGCAUUGCCACAGCCAUCAGCUGCAGCUCCAGUUUUUUACGCACAACCUUCCACUGAGCAGGCUAUGGUUUCGCCACAAUUGCCUCCUUCAAAUGUCCCUGCUCCUGCUUCUCACAUUCCUUCAACUCCAAAUCCAGUGCCAGCACCACCUGCUCUGGCGAAACCAAAGUCAUCACAUCCUCCAGUAAAAUGUCCCAUGGCUGGAACAUUUUAUCGUGCUUCUGCCCCAGGAGCAACACCUUUCGUGAAGGUGGGAGAUAAGGUCCAAAAAGGGCAGGUAGUAUGUAUUAUCGAGGCCAUGAAACUGAUGAAUGAGAUUGAGGCUGAUCAAUCUGGAACCGUAGUUGAUAUACUUGUAGAUGAUGGGAAACCUGUUAGUGUGGACAUGCCUCUGUUUGUCAUUGAGCCAUGAAAUGAAAAAAGUCAAUCCUCCUAUCAAGUUCGAUGACUGAAGGCAUGUUAAGUAUCAGUUUUCCUUUUUCUUGUCCCUUGGGAUUAUAGCAUGUUUUGGUGUUACAAGUGUAUUUGCCGUAUUAUAGCUACACUAUAUGGUGCUCAAGAAUUCAAUAACAAUAGAAUUUUCUAAGCAAAUAUGUGGGUGCAUAAUAUUUAGUCACUUUGAUAUUGUGUGGUCUCUCUCACCGGAGAUCUUUCAUUCUAUUAGUUCAUUUAUCAAUAACUUAUUUCUUGCAA